This is a messenger RNA of Psammomys obesus (fat sand rat), 645 nucleotides long. RefSeq names its product goosecoid homeobox 2 (gene Gsc2). Gene Ontology annotation, cellular component: nucleus. Gene Ontology annotation, molecular function: RNA polymerase II cis-regulatory region sequence-specific DNA binding; DNA-binding transcription factor activity, RNA polymerase II-specific. The transcript has 3 exons. Gene Ontology annotation, biological process: regulation of transcription by RNA polymerase II. The record is from RefSeq and is a predicted model, not a curated record. Bases 1 to 645 code for a protein of 214 amino acids. NCBI's taxonomy places the organism in Eukaryota, Metazoa, Chordata, Mammalia, Rodentia, Muridae.
AUGUAUAUAUUCUGCCGCUCGCGCCGACCGCCCGCGGGCAUGGCGACUACAGGCAGCGCAGCGGGCCGCAGGGACCCGGGACGACCCUGCCCCUUCUCCAUCGAGCACAUCCUCUCCAGCCUGCCGGAGCGCAGGCCCUCGGCGAGGCCACUGCAGCCCGUCGGUGGCCGGAACCCCGCCGAGCCCGACGAACCCGAGGCGCCCGCCGCCGCUGCGCCCUGCGCCUGCUGCUGCUGCUGCGGCCCGCGCCCCGUGCCCCGCGGAGCCCCGGAAGCGGCCUCCGGGCAGGGCGUGCGCUUAGCGUGGCCGCUGAGGCUGGCGCCGGCGCCGCCCUCCCCCUUGACGGCGCCCACCGCGGGUUCCCCGGCGCCCACCGGCCCGAGCGGCCCCGGGCCGCAGCGGCGCACGCGGCGCCACCGUACCAUCUUCAGCCAGGAGCAGCUGCAGGCGCUCGAGGCGCUCUUCGUCCAGAACCAGUAUCCCGACGUGGGCACGCGCGAACGCUUGGCGGUCCGCAUCCGCCUGCGGGAGGAGCGCGUGGAGGUCUGGUUCAAGAACCGCCGGGCCAAGUGGCGACACCAAAAGCGUGCUUCAUCAUUGAGGCUCCUGCCUGGGACCAAGAAGCCUCCAAAGGAGAGCUGUUGA